ACCUUUUCGAACGAGCAUGUCUGGCUUCGAUGCAAUCAUUAACCGCAAAGCUCCUAGUCCAUGGGAGCUGUUCAAGACCAAUCCUAGCCUUUAUAUAGCUUCAAAGUUAUAUAAUAGUCUCAGCCAACAACUGCUACGUCCUUUGUCUACCCCCGUUCGCACCAUAUGCAUAUCAGACACUCACAACACCGACAUAUCUGCCCUGAUACCACCCGGUGAUAUCCUCAUUCAUGCAGGUGAUCUCACUCAUUCUGGCACUCCCCGUGAGCUCCAGGUCACCUUUGACUGGCUAGUCUCCCUUCCACACAAACACAAAAUCGUCAUAGCCGGUAAUCACGAUACGUACCUUCAGACAGCCGAGGGUCGUUCAUGGGUCCACACAUGGCGAGAUCGUGGCAUAAUCUAUCUGGAGGACGAGGCUCACACUAUCCAAGUGCGCGGUCGCGCAUUCAAAAUCUUUGGAAGCCCAUUCACUCCGCAGCACGGCAAUGGUGCUUUCCAAUACCCACGUACGGGUGUCACUGGCACUCCCAGCCGUUGGUCUGUCAUUCCAAACGACACAGAUAUUCUCAUCACUCAUGGUCCUCCUCACGGUCAUCUCGAUCUCGCUGGACUUGGUUGCAGAGCCCUGCUUGCACGUAUAUGGGAGCUCGGUAGGACACACCAGCUAGUACUUCAUGUGUUCGGACACAUUCAUGGCGGUCGUGGAAUCGAGAAUAUGUCCUGGAACUCUGCUCAGUCAAUAUGGGAGGACAUUGUGCUCAAGAAAGGCAGUUGGUUUCGCACUAUGCAUUUGAUAUGGGCGAUACUUUGGGGUGGCCGGGAUAAUAGUAUAAGGACAAUUGCUGUCAAUGCAUCUGUGGUCGGAGGUCCGCGAGACCGUGAUAUCCGGCCUCCUGUCGUCAUUGAUAUAUAAAAAAUCGAAAUCCACUAUCGCAUUCACCCACUGACUAGUGACGUAUCCAUACCGCUAGCUCUCUACCCACUUACAAGUUUGGGUCAACACGUCAUGCCCAUAUCCUUGUACUAUCAUACACUUGUAAUACAGGAAAGUGUGCUCAUCGCUGAAUUGAUUCAUCCCUCUAUAUAUCCUCCACACAAAACCUUUAACUCCUUGAUCUGCGCUUCCUGGA
Molecule: messenger RNA, 1133 nt
Organism: Suillus plorans
Lineage: Eukaryota; Fungi; Basidiomycota; Agaricomycetes; Boletales; Suillaceae
Product: metallophosphoesterase domain-containing protein 1
Exons: 1
Coding region: 17-916 (299 amino acids)
Molecular function (GO): hydrolase activity
Source: RefSeq, a predicted model, not a curated record